AGAGAGAGAGAGAGAGAGGGAGACACCCGACACAGCAGCACCGCACUCACACGGCCGAACACGGCGAGUCUGGCUGGAGCGCUGCGCCCGGGGCUCUGUGCGCACAUCGGUCGGGACUGGAAGGUCAAAAAAACCCAGAGGAAACCAGCAGCGGAGCUACCUGCUGAUACAGGAGGCGAGUGUGUGGACACGAGGGAAGUCACCUGCAUGGAAGGACACAGUUAUCUUGCUCUCUGUGUGGAUUAAUGUGCAGCAGGAGUUUGACUCUCAGCUGUAUUUGGAGCUUUUCUCCCGCUGAUGUCCGGCACAAGAUGCGUCUUUCGUUGCGCGCCCUGUGAUUUGUUCUGAGUGGGAGGUCGGGUCGGAUGGACGAGCUCUGCAGCUGAAAGUGGCAACAACAACAAAAGAAAAAAGUUCAUGCAAAGUUUUCCCCUUUUUAAAAAAACCCCAAGAAGAACAGGAAGGAGGAUCCGCAGGAUAUGGAUGGUGUUCGGUCAGACAGCCGUGUGGCUGGGAUGCACUGCGCAUCUGAGCCGAGACGUUUCUCACCAUGAUCCGGGUGCAGAACCGCACCUGACGACCGAUGUACCUGAACACACAUCCACAAGGAUCUACCAUGUCAUCAGUACUGACGAGGAAGCUGACUCUGUGCCAGGCCCUGACCUUUGUCCUGCUGCUGGUCGCUCCCGUCUGCAUGUCGUCCCCACAGAGUUCCUGGGUUUCUGCGUGGGGUCCCUCCGCUGAGUCCUCAGCGGGGCGUCCGGCGCGUGUUCGGCGGCAGCUGCACUUCCGGAACGAGUGGGCGCCGUGGAGCGGCUGGUCCGUCUGCUCACGUAGCUGUGGGGGCGGAGCCUCAGUGAGGACGCGCACCUGCAUCACCAGGAACCCUGUGGGUGGACCGUGUGCAGGAGAUCCCAGACAGUACAAGAUCUGCAACACCAAGGAGUGUCCCGCCAGCUCCGAGGACUUCAGAGAGAUGCAGUGUGCUGCAUUCAAUGACCGACCGCUGGUGGCUGGACAGUCCUUCAGAUGGACCACCUUCCACGGAGGCUCGAACCCCUGUGAACUGAGCUGCCUGGCUCUGGGUCACAACUUCUACUACAACUUUGGCCGAGUGCUCGACGGCACAGCCUGCGACAAGGAGCCCGGAGCGGUGUGUGUCAACGGACGCUGCCUGAAACCCGGCUGUGACUCCAUCUUGGGUUCAAAGCAGCAGGAGGACGCCUGCAUGGUGUGUGGAGGACAAAACACCACCUGUCUGCACCACAAGAGUGUGUACCAGAGCAACGAUCUGGAGGCAGGCGGACCUUUUGGAUACAACGAAGUGGCCAUGAUACCAGCAGGAGCCACUCACAUCAGAGUCACUGAUAACAGCAGGAAUUAUCUCGCCCUCCAGAACGGUCGCUCCCAGUUUGUGAUCAAUGGUAACUGGAAGAUCAGCAUCCCAGGAGAGUACACCGUAGCUGGGACGAAGCUGGUGUACCGGCGCUCGGCAGACACCUGGGAGAGCUUUGAGGUACCUGGACCCACCCGGGAAGACCUCCAUCUGAUGGUGCUGGCGACAGACAGAAACCCAGGAAUCGAGUACGAGUACUGGUUACCACCAGACCAGUACGCCCUCUACCACAGCAGGAGGAGUCCACUGCGUCAAGCUCACCACACUGCAAACUACCUCCCCUGGGAUCGACCCGCCACGACAGCCAGAACCACCACCACCACCACCACCACCACCCGGGCCCCUCCUGUCACCACCCGACCACACUGGUUUUUGAGGCCCGUGAAGCCGCCUCGCCAGCCGCACCACAGCCGCCACCAGCGCCCUCGCCAGCCGAUCCUGCCUCGCCUGGAGCGGGAGGAGAACCACAGGAACCUCCUGCCUCAGCCCUCACCUGGAAGGCAUUGUGGGAAAUGUCAGCGAGUUAAAGGACGAAGGGAGCGUCAGAGACAAUACUGCCAGAAGGACUUUGUUUUCCGGGCUCGAGUCCUCGGGAAGCUGUACCGAGGCGAGGAGACGCGUUAUGACGUCCAGAUCAUCCACACCUACAGGAACAGCUUCCGCCUGGAGCACCGGGAGUUCCUGUGGGCCCCGAAUCUGUGCGACUGCCCCCACCUGGAGGACGGGAAACAGUAUAUAAUGAUGGUGCGUCGUCACAUUAACUACGAGCACACGCUGAACCGCAUCCUGCUGGAGGAGGACAGCUACGUGGUGCCGUACAGACCCAGAGAGGACGAACUGCUGCGACCGCUGGAGACACUGUGCAGAAACAGAGGACCCAAACGGCCGGCAGAGCUGAGGGGCUGAGACAAACUGUAAGUGUGUCCGAGAAUAAAGCCUCAUUCAGGACAUGAUCAGACUCCACGUGAGGGUCUCAUGAACUCCAGAGCAGCGUCACCGGAGAAAAAUGAUCAUCGACGGACAGUUUCGGCCUCAUCUGAAACCACAUCAAGACGCCAAAAAGACUCCAUGUUUAUUUAAAAGCCUGACCAGCUUACUGAACCAUACAGAGCACUUUAGGUGGGACGCUUGCCCACCUUUAAACACAUACCAAAGAGAAGAACACUGACUGAAAUGGCCUUUUUUUUUCUUUUUGUAAUUGCUGUUUUUCCACAGCUAUCAGUUAAUUUUUUUCUACCGUGAUAUUUUCGUUUGUGUGUAUAAACGUAAAGAAAAAUCCACCUCAGCACAGCCGCGUCAGUCUCAGCACCAUCCUGACUUCGUCUCCUGCUCGUUCCUGAGGAUACGUUGGGCCAAAUCAUUUGAUGUUACGUCUCAUCUGGAUUUGAUACGGCUGGAAAAUGUUUCAGCAACCUAAAAAUAUCAACAGUGUCCAGAGGGUAAAGAAGACUUCAGCCAGAAAUCAGAAAUAGUCUUUCUUUUACAUUCUUUUUCUGCUGUGAGCUGCUUAAAUUUAGAGCUGGGAACUGAAAAACUUAACAGCAUAUCUUUACAACAAUCUCGACCCGGUUAGUAAAGAUAAUCCACAGAGCUCGUUGUGAGUAGUUUCAGGUGGGAACUACUUCCUUUCUAACAAACUACAUCCACCCUACUGUAGGCGAUGGAGCCCAAACAGCGAGUGGCCACCCAGAAUGUGGUCCAAGGCUGAGUGGCGCCACCGGACUUACCAGAUUGGACCGUUGGGAUAAUCCCUGUCACUUAUUCCCCUCUUCCUUCCGCAAAACUCCAAGCUAGCAGCCUCAACGCUGGAAAUAUCAAGACCCCACGUGCAAAGUAAGUUUCCCCCGACAGGUAUUUUGCAGUGGUACCAUCGCUGCAUCCUGGACUCAGCACCACCCGAGACAAGUGUGAUUACUUUAAAGACAUGCAAACAAGCCAGAGCUUGUAUGUCUGGACCAGAGUGGGAAUUGGCGGAGCGAGACUCAUCGCUGUGGAGGGAGACAGAUCUCGCUACGCAAGACAAAUCCAGGUCUAAAUAUUGGAUUCAUGAUUGCAGCUCAGCCGCGGAGGACGCCAUUAAUGUUUACAUCGUUCUACGGUUUCACGAGCACAAGCCGAUGUAUUUUUUUGGUGCUCUGAGCUCCACGAGUCCGAGGCGAGCAUCUCUACAGCUGAUAUCUCCAAAUUUCAUCAACUCACACCAAAGCUAUUUAGAUAUAUAAAUCACAAUACAGGUAAGAGGAAAAAUAUGUAGUUUUAAUUUAGGGUGAACUGUCCCUUUAUCAUUUUCUGUAGCUCAUUGUGCACGUUACAACUCACAGUUGAAAAGGUGGAUUUUUCUUUUAGUUUUCACUCAAGAUAUAAUAUCAACAUAAUGCUUCACAAUGUAUUUAUGUAUAAAAGAAUAAGUUUAAACUAUAACACAUAACUCGUGUGUCACCCGUCACGUCUGUGUCGCUCCUCUGUGGUAUUAAUUGUUUUUAUAGUGUUUUUAAAUCAGGUCUGCUUUGUGAAAGAGAUUAUGAAAUAUACAGUAUUUUUUGUGUGUGUGUGGCACUGAUUAUCUACAAAUAUAAGUAAUAAGUAUAAUUUGACUAUAUUGUUUGAGAGAAACGUUGCAGUCUGUUAAAUGACGUCUGUGCCUUUUGUGUUCUGCGUAUGAAAUUAUAACAUCUCAUCUACACGUGCCAAAAAAUACUUAUUAUUUUGUCCAAAGUGUGUCCCACUCUUUAAAAAAAGUAAACGUAUUGUAGAUAUUCGCGAAAACAUUGCAACUGAAUUUUGAAUUAAAGCUGAUAACACAUUUUUUUUUUUUUCAACUGGUUUCUUUUUGGAAUGAAAGUUUCACAAACCAGACGUGAGAACAGAAGCAUUCGUAAGAAAAACAAUGUAUUUACAAAAAAAAAAAAGAAAAGCGUCACGUCUACAACAAAGGAAACAUUAAACUGCAGAUAAUAAUAACUCUAGACAUUUAUUUUCUAAACCGAGCCAGAUUGCCGCUCAUUAACUGUGAGGAAGUCAUCGCAGACACUCGGCUCAGGUCCGUCAGCAGAGGGAAGGGGAGACGUGGAAACUGGUCCCGGGUUUCUGAAGGACUUUAAAGUUUUUUUCAGAUUGCAACACAUUCCUGCAGACACGACUAACUUCAUCUGAAGGCAUGAGACAGAAAGCUUCGAUCUCUUCUGCACGUGGAUCUAGUUCUUCUUCUUUUUUUUCUUUUUUUUGAGCACUCUUGGUUUCGAUUUUUAAAAACAGAGUAACACAUGCAAAAAAAAA
Messenger RNA from Acanthopagrus latus (yellowfin seabream), 4672 nucleotides. RefSeq names its product ADAMTS like 5 (gene adamtsl5). The record is from RefSeq and is a predicted model, not a curated record. Lineage: Eukaryota; Metazoa; Chordata; Actinopteri; Spariformes; Sparidae. The transcript has 13 exons. Gene Ontology annotation, cellular component: extracellular matrix. Gene Ontology annotation, biological process: extracellular matrix organization. The coding region runs from base 584 to 2302 and encodes 572 amino acids. Gene Ontology annotation, molecular function: protein binding; metalloendopeptidase activity.